GCUCCACCCAACGAAAUUCCCGAGCGUGUCCCGUCGUCACCACCCGAGUCAAACCUGCUAGUGAUUGACCACUAUCGGGAUUUUCUUUACUUUGGUUAAUUACGAUUACCCAACAGCAUUAAAUAAGUGAAGGGGGUUUUGGGUAAUCCGGUCCUGAUGUCUUCACCCUCAGAAAUGAGUGACAUCAUCAGUCCAUCAGUUAUCAAGUUUUCCAACCUUGAUCAGGUGGCUAUGUUCACUGUAAAGAUGAUCAAGAGGUUUGUGAACAGUGGCAUAGGAGGGAAUGUACUGAAGCAAAAACUUCUGCACCUUAUUUUGGGUGUUGAGAGCAACAUAAAAAGUUUGAACUUGGACAAGGAUAUGUUUUUUGACACAAUCAGAGAUUACUCACGAAUUUUUUGUCAUGAGUGGCAAGGUCAUGAAAAGGCUUACAAUAACAUGCUUAUUGUUGCUGCACUCAGACUGGGAAUAGAGAGACUGUGGGUCCCUGAUGGAUAUCAUCCUUUCCUGGCGAGCGAAAUAUCAGAACUAGUUUCUUUGGUGUUUCCCAGUGAUGCGAUGCACUUUUCCCUGAAGGAACUCGAUCAGUCAGAGCCAUCAUUUGAUUAUUUUGCCAAACAUGCUCCAAAUUUCGAGAAAAUUUAUGUGCCACGGAGUGAUAAUGUUGGUUUUGUGAAAUGUUGCCAAUUUAGAAAUCUGCGUGUAAUAGAGUUUGCUGGUGGCGUUUCGGAUAAAGUUCUUUGCAAUGCCCUGUGGUGCACUGGUAGCAGGAAAAGUGAAAAAAUCUUAGACUUAGCAUUAACAAAGAAUGGAGAUGUUGGGACCCAUCAGUUUAAUGUGACAAGUUUGGCCAUAAGGUAUGAAGAGGGCAAUCUGGAUAUAAAAGAAUUAUCAAGGGUUUUGAAAGUGUGUCCAAAAUUGACAGCUCUUGGAAUUCAUCAUACAAGAAAUAUUCAUGAUGACUUAAGUUUACUUACUAGGAUGUUACCAAUGAGCUCUAUAAAGAAGUUAACACUGGAUGCAUCUGCACUGACCGAUCUUGAACUGAGUGUCCUGAUAGCAUCAGCGAAACAAUUAGAACAUUUAACGUUACAAAUGACCCCUCAGUCUAUUUUUAAUUAUAAUCUUCCCAAACUUCCGUACAUCGUGAAUGAAAUGGACAGGGAGGAGUAUAAGCCCAUGUUAACGUUCCCGUCAAUUAAAACAUUGGUCAUCGAGUUUUUUGCUCUCAGUCCAGUGAAUUUUAGAAUAGAAGACUUGGAUCCAGCUAUGGAAGGACGCUCGGAGGCAAUCAUUGGUUUCCUUUCAUCGUUUCCAACUACCACGGAAAUUUAUUUCCGCAACACAAACUUACUACCUCCCUUGGUUUUGGUGUUUGGCUGCUUUGGUGGGGCAAUAGCUGUUCUACUUAAUCUUGUCCAUGUUUCCAUCAUUGCAUGGCAUGAAGAAGUUCCAUGCCCUGAUCCUGUUCUUGACAUUCCACCAGAACUACCAAAUCUUUCUCAGUUUUUGGAAGUACAGAAAUUGCUUCCUGAUUUAGAGGAAGAUGUCACCUUCAGACACCUUGAGAAACUGAAGAGUCUCGAAAUAGAUGAAAUUUACGUUUCCCCAUAUUUUGAUAAUAUUAUCAAAGCUCUACGACUGUCAGGAGUGAAUGUGUCUGUUAAGUACAGAAGAAGCCCAAAAUCCUUGUAAUGCAAUCUUUGACAGAGUGAGAUAAGAUCUACUCAGUUGUCUAUCUACAGAGAUGUAUUCAAGAAAUUAAACUAAAUUCAUUUAAAAUGCAGACGAGUAUACUUUAAUUGCAUAGAGUAUUGUGGACAUUGUAAACAUAUAUCAUUUUGACCAAAUCCAAGGUUACUGGAAUAUUUACACAAAAUUAAGUGUUUUAAAUACAUAAAGGGUUUUUAAAGCAGAUUAAAACUCAGUUUUGAGUGAUAAAUGUCUUACACAUUGGUUUUUCCUCUUUUAUCUCAAAAGGGUUCUCUGCAUCAGAGAGAAAUUUGCAAUAAUUUCCAGUUUAUAAAAAAAUUUUUAUUUUUAAAUUAAAAAGUCCCUGGAUCUUACAGGUUUAUUAUUAAUUCUACCGGUUUCCAGCUUGGCGCUAGUAUUAAACUAAUGUAAAGACCUCAGGUUUGUUAGUUAUGAAAAAUACAAAUUGGUUAAAAAUGUCAUAUUUUAAGAAAACAAAGAAAGAUAAAAAUAAAGAAACUGUACAUUAUGUAGGUUAAAAGACUUGAGGGCAAAGAGAGAGAGAUUAUCUCCUUACUAAAAAUUUUUACCAUUAUCAUGUUAACAUUACCAUGAUCACAAAGACAUCAUCCUACCAACAGGGUACAACAGAUAGAUUUUCUUCUUCAGUAUGUAUCUUGUACAUUUUUAAAAUAUAGGGUUUGCAUUUAAGUAUAAGAGCAUCUUAAUUGUCAGCAGUGUAUGGCUACUGUGGUUAGACUGGAAGCCUUUUUCCCCAAGCAUUUAUGAAACGGUUUCUGCAAGCUGAUUUCAGAUGUUACAUUUCAAGUAUUGAUCAGAAUUUAUUUUAGGUGUGCAGAAACCUUGUCAUAUGUUAAACAGGGUUAUCUAGCUUGAAAAAAAAUGUCAGUCUAGUCCUGUGGCACCCCAGGGUGUGCAUUUGGCCUCGGUGAAUUCUCACCACAAGCUUGGAAAAUCACAUUUAAAACUAUAAAGGAAAAUUAUUUUUA
Macrobrachium nipponense is the source of this 2702-nucleotide messenger RNA. RefSeq lists its product as uncharacterized. The record is from RefSeq and is a predicted model, not a curated record. The transcript has 11 exons. The coding region runs from base 157 to 1695 and encodes 512 amino acids. Lineage: Eukaryota; Metazoa; Arthropoda; Malacostraca; Decapoda; Palaemonidae.